AUGGUCGUUGUCAACGACGUCGAGUACCUCUGCGACGAGGAGAGGAGGCUAAAGGAAGAUCGCGAGAGAAAGCGGUACUGGAAGAAAUGGGGUCCGUAUGUUGCUGAGCGACAAUGGGCGACCGUGCGAGAGGAUUAUUCUGAAAACGGUGAUGCUUGGAGCCAUUUCUCCCACGAUCACGCCCGUUCAAGAGCCUACCGCUGGGGUGAGGAUGGUAUAGCCGGAGUCUGCGAUACGCAUGGUCAGCUCAACAUUGCAUUUUCAUUUUGGAAUGAAAAAGACGAAUUCCUCAAGGAAAGACUCUUCGGUCUUUCUAACCCGCAGGGAAACCAUGGUGAGAGUAUCAAGGAAUGUCAUUUCCAUCUUGACAAUACACCCUCGCACUCGUACAUGAAAUACCUGUACAAAUACCCCCAGAAAAAGUUCCCCUACCAAGAUUUGAUUGACGAGAAUGCGCGCCGCGGACGAGAAGAUCGGGAAUAUCAACUGCUUGAUACCGGCAUCUUCAAUGAAAACAGAUACUGGGACAUCUUCAUCGAAACUGGCAAAGAGGAAAACGACGAAGAGGAAAUUUCCUUCCGAGUGAUUGCAUACAACAGAGGCCCUGAGCCCGCACCUCUGCAUAUUAUUCCUCAGGUCUGGUACCGAAAUACAUGGACCUGGGGCUGGGAGGACAAGUCCAAGAAACCCAUCAUCAAGCAGGAAAGCCCUCUCAAGAUCAAGACUUCUCAUCAUGCAUUGGGCGACCGUUACGUUACUCUAUCUCCAUCUCCGUCAUUCAAUGGAAGCGAGGAAGAUAUUCAACCCCGCAUGCUCUUCACCGAAAAUGAUACCGACAAUAAGGCAUUAUAUGGAACGAAGAAUGAACAACCAUAUGUCAAGGAUGCAUUCCACCGGUAUAUUGUCGAUGAAGAAAAAGAUGCCAUCAACCCAGACAACGAGGGUACCAAGUUCGCAGCUUGGUACGCUUUUGACGAAGGCGAUGGUGUUCCCCCUGGCGAAUGUGCAGUUGUUCGAUUCCGAUUCUCCAGGAAGAACGAAGAAUAUGUCAAUGAGGAGGAGCUUGACAAUGUGAUUGAACAGCGGAGAUCGGAAGCCGAUGACUUCUACUACCGUAUCAACCCUCUCCCCAUGGCGGAAGAUUUGAGAAACAUUCAGCGGCAAGCUUUGUCUGGAAUGCUGUGGACCAAGCAGUAUUAUCACUUUAUCUGGGACCAAUGGGCUAAUGGUGACCCUGCCAUGAUUCCUCCUCCACCUGGCCGAAAGAACGUUCGCAAUCAGCAAUGGAGACAUAUGUAUCUGGAUGAUAUCCUGUCCAUGCCGGACUCAUGGGAAUACCCAUUCUUUGCAGCCUGGGAUACUGCGUUCCAUUGCAUUCCAUUGUCCAUGGUUGACCCUGAUUUCGCCAAGAAGCAGCUUGACCUAUUAACCAGAGAAUGGUACAUGCACCCCAAUGGACAACUUCCAGCUUACGAGUGGAACUUUGGUGAUGUCAAUCCUCCAGUGCACGCCUGGGCUGUUUUCAGAACAUUCAAAAUUGAACGUAAGAUGUACGGCCGGCAAGAUCUGGACUUUUUGGAGCGUGUAUUCCAGAAGUUACUCCUCAACUUCACCUGGUGGGUGAACCGCAAGGAUGCCGACGGCAAGAACGUCUUUGAAGGAGGUUUCUUGGGUCUUGAUAACAUUGGCUUGUUCAAUCGCUCUGAGCCGUUGCCCACGGGUGGUGUGUUGGAGCAAGCGGAUAGUACUGGCUGGAUGGCUUUUUACUGUCUUAGCAUGUUGAACAUUGCUCUUGAGCUUGCAAAGCACCGUCGCACAUAUGAAGAUAUUGCAUCGAAAUUCUUCGAACAUUUCAUUCUCAUCUCCGAUGCCAUGUCAUUCAGGAAUCAGGACGGAGAGACUUCUCUAUGGAACGACGAAGACAGCUUCUACUACGAUUCCAUUUCUUACGGAGGACCCUGGUCGCAACAACUUCCAGUCCGAUCAUUGGUCGGUCUGAUUCCGCUGUAUGCAGCCUCUACACUCGAGCCCGAAAUCAUCAACCUCUUCCCAUCAUUCAAGCGACGUCUCAACUGGUUCAUUGAGAACAAGAACGAUGUCGCAGAACGCAACAUUGCCAGUAUGAGCCACCGCGGUAAGGACGAUCGCUUGCUUCUCGCUCUUGUCAGCAAAGACCGUCUAGAGAAGAUUCUCAAACGUAUGCUUGACGAGACAGAAUUCCUGUCUGAUCACGGUAUUCGUUCAUUGUCUAAGUACCAUGAAAAGAACCCAUUCUCCAUGCAUGUUAAUGGUCAGAAGUUUACAGUUGGAUACGUCCCCGGUGAUUCUGACAGCGGACUGUUUGGUGGUAACAGCAAUUGGCGUGGCCCAAUCUGGAUCUGUGUCAAUUUCUUGCUUAUUGAGUCUCUUUUGCGAUUCUACAUGUUCUACGGCGACUCUUUCAAAGUUGAAUGUCCGACCGGCUCUGGUGACUACAUGCAUUUGGGUCAUGUUGCUGAGGAACUCCAGCACCGAUUGCAGCACUUGUAUGUCCGGGAUUAUGAUGGACGCCGUGCCAUCAACGACGGGAAUGAUUUGCUCGAUUUCGAUGAGCACUGGAGAGAUUAUCUCUGGUUCUAUGAGUUCUUUGACGCCGACACUGGUCGCGGUCUGGGUGCAUCUCAUCAGUGCGGUUGGACGGGAUUGCUCGCCAAGGUUAUUCACGACACUGGUUUGAACUGCCGUCUCCCCCAAACCCCUCGCACGCCCACUACUGCAGCAGCGCACUACUUUGACGAUGUCUUCAGCCGUCACGGUCGACCAUCCAAGGGCAGCCGCCAACCAAGCCACUUGCUUCGUCGGUCAUCAACAUCUCGCUCAAUCGGCAACCACAGCGAUUUUGAGUCCAGGCUCAACGGAGCCGAAGAUGAGGAAACUGAAGACGCCAUGUCUACCAACGGCACGAACGAUCAUAUGGAAGAGAAUUUCACGGCUUACAUUGCGGACCAACUCAGCCGUGUCAGGAGUAGCGCGACGCUGGGGGCUUAUGAGGAUGAGUUUUGUACUGGGGUUGAUCACAAUGGAACGAGUACCAAUGGGACCCAUGGACAUUGA
Molecule: messenger RNA, 3093 nt
Organism: Talaromyces marneffei
Lineage: Eukaryota; Fungi; Ascomycota; Eurotiomycetes; Eurotiales; Trichocomaceae
Exons: 9
Coding region: 1-3093 (1030 amino acids)
Biological process (GO): oligosaccharide metabolic process; protein N-linked glycosylation
Cellular component (GO): endoplasmic reticulum membrane
Molecular function (GO): Glc3Man9GlcNAc2 oligosaccharide glucosidase activity
Source: RefSeq, a predicted model, not a curated record